AUGUCCGUAGCGGUCUUGGAUGGCGCGCUGGGGGUGCUUGGAGAGUUUAUGUCCUUGAGGCCGCCAUCGCCGGCCUCGUCACCUUCACCCCUGGAAGUUCUAGGCGACAAUAAUUCCAAAACUAUCGGAAAUAGAAAGUCAAGGGAUGAUCUGACAGCAGCGUGCACAGCUCUGAAAGGAAAACCUGGGAUGAAGCCGAACUCUUCCAGGAGGUCCGGCUUUGCCCUGUUUGCGCUAGAGGGAGCCGAGCAGGUAUUGUGGGGAGACACGUUCAGUCCAGCCGCGUUUCUUCGCAAGUCGUGUGAUGCGCUUGAAGAAUUUCCAGAGGACUCGGGCUUUGACCACUUCUUGGCGCCUCUGAUUGCCAGUUUUCUACUGUGCUCCGCGCAAGGCACAGUCCUGUCAAUGCAGGGAUGGCAUGCAGGUUUUAACAGGGACUUGUGCAGGUGA
Messenger RNA from Symbiodinium natans, 450 nucleotides. Lineage: Eukaryota; Dinophyceae; Suessiales; Symbiodiniaceae. The record is from the annotation of a GenBank genome assembly.